This is a messenger RNA of Lactuca saligna, 1368 nucleotides long. Lineage: Eukaryota; Viridiplantae; Streptophyta; Magnoliopsida; Asterales; Asteraceae. The record is from the annotation of a GenBank genome assembly.
AUGUUUUCAGGUCGAUCAAUCCUGCAAAUUAAAAUAACCAAAGAAGAACAUGACUUCCCUCUUGAUUGUCGUAGAUGGAAUCAAACACCAACAUGUCCAAAAAACUAUCCAACAACGCAUAAAAAUCUAGACCAUUCGUUGAACAAGACAUGUCCGGAUUACUUUCGAUGGAUCCACGAAGAUCUACGACACUGGAGAGGGACAGGGAUCACAAGAGACAUGGUGGAGAGAGCAAAGUGGAAUGCACAUUUCAGACUAGUAAUCCUUGAUGGAAAAGCAUAUGUAGAAAGAUUUAGAAAAUCAAUUCAAACUCGAGAUUUGUUCACGCUAUGGGGGUUUCAACAAUUGUUAAGAAGGUACCCUGGCAGGGUUCCUGACCUUGAACUUAUAUUUGAUUGUGAUGAUCGGCCGGUGUUUAAUGCAAAACAAUACUUUAGGAGGCCAAAUCCUGGGCCUCCUCCAUUGUUCAAGUAUUGUUCUGAUCCGUGGAGCUUGGAUAUCGUUUCACCCGAUUGGUCCUUUUGGGGAUGGCCCGAGACAAACCAAAAGCCAUGGGAAAUUACAUUGAAGGACAUUAAAGAAGGAAACAAGAGGGUCAAAUGGAACGAAAGGGUACCCUACGCGUAUUGGAAGGGUAACCCUGGGGUGUCCCCUGUUAGGGGUGAUCUUGUCAAGUGCAAUGUUAACCAAACUUCUCAUGUUGACUGGAAUACUCGUUUAUUUUUUCAGAAUUGGACCAAUGAAUCUGCAAAUGGAUACAAGCAGUCGAAUAUUGAAGAUCAAUGUACUUACAGGUAUAAGAUAUAUGUUGAAGGAUGGGCAUGGUCGGUUAGCGAGAAAUACAUAUUGGCGUGUGACUCUCCAACAUUAUACAUAACCCCGCAUUACUACACAUUCUUUUCAAGAGGGAUGACACCCCUAGAACAUUUUUGGCCUAUUCGGGAAACUAAUAAAUGUAGAUCUCUUAAAUUUGGUGUCGAAUGGGGCAACAAUCACACUUCCAAGGCACAAGAGAUGGGGAAGGCAUCAAGCCGGUUCAUUCAAGAGGAUGUGAAGAUGGAAUAUGUUUAUGACUACAUGUUACAUUUAUUGACGGAAUACGCUAAGCUCUUGAAGUUCAAACCUAUUAUCCCUCCAAAUGCAAUGGAGCUAUGUUCAGAGUCGAUGGCGUGCUUUGCAGAUGGAAAGUGGAAGGAGUUCAUGGAAGAAUCCCUCGUGCGCUACCCUUCGGAUACAACUCCGUGUACUAUGCCUCCACCCUAUGAUCCCUCCACCAUUAAAUAUAUCAUUGACAACAACACAAGAGCAAUAAAACAAGUUGAAAUGUGGGAAGAUGAAUUUUGGAAGACUCACAACUUCAACAAAUGA